Molecule: messenger RNA, 1380 nt
Organism: Grammomys surdaster
Lineage: Eukaryota; Metazoa; Chordata; Mammalia; Rodentia; Muridae
Product: HLA class II histocompatibility antigen, DO beta chain
Exons: 7
Coding region: 60-875 (271 amino acids)
Biological process (GO): antigen processing and presentation of exogenous peptide antigen via MHC class II; positive regulation of T cell activation; immunoglobulin production involved in immunoglobulin-mediated immune response
Cellular component (GO): membrane; MHC class II protein complex
Molecular function (GO): MHC class II protein complex binding
Source: RefSeq, a predicted model, not a curated record
GACAGCUUCACUCUAAAGAGGUGUAUUGGUCUCUUCAUUGUCCCUUUGUCCUUUCCAGAAUGGGUUCUGGGAGGGCCCCCUGGGUAGUGGCUCUGCUGGUGAACCUUGUGAGGCUGAAUUCCUUCAUGACUGAAGGCAGAGACUCCCCAGAGGAUUUUGUGAUUCAGGCAAAGGCAGACUGUUACUUCACCAACGGUACAGAAAAGGUACGCUUCCUGGUCAGGUUCAUCUUCAACCUGGAGGAGUAUUUACAUUUCGACAGUGACCUGGGGAUGUUUGUGGCACUGACGGAGUUGGGAAAGCCUGAUGCUGAUCAGUGGAACCAACGCCUGGAUCUCCUGGAGACGAGCAGGGCCGCUGUGAACAUGGUCUGCAGGCAGAAUUACAGGCUGGGGGCCCCCUUCACCGUGGAGAGAAAUGUGCCUCCGGAGGUAACAGUGUACCCAGAGAGGACCCCACUGCUGCAGCAGAACAACCUGCUGCUCUGCUCAGUGACAGGCUUCUACCCCAGGGACAUACUCGUCAGGUGGUUCCGGAAUGGACAGGAAGAGAGGUCUGGGGUCCUGUCCACUGGCCUUGUUAGGAAUGGAGACUGGACCUUCCAGACGACGGUAAUGCUGGAAGUGACCCCACAGCUCGGAGAUGUCUACAGCUGCCUCGUGGAGCACCCCAGCCUCCCCAGACCUGUUUCUGUGGCAUGGAUAGCUCAGUCUGAAUAUUCCUGGAAAAAGAUCCUGAGUGGAGCUGCAGCGUUCCUGCUUGGCCUAGUUGUCUUCCUGGUGGGGGCAGUUAUCCAUGUCAAGGCCCAGAAAGCGUCUGUGGAGACUCAGCCUGGCAAUGAGGCCUCAAGAAUGCUUCUCCCACCUCACUCCUAGAUUGAAGCCUCAGCCUCCAAGGUGAAGAGUUCCCACCCUCAGAUUUUGUUGCCUGCACACAUGUAUUGCCAUCUGACACACUCUUUUGCCCUUUAUGUUUUCUAUGAGUUGGAACCUGAUGCAGACAAGGUGGUGGAACUCUGGUUUGAUUCUUUUGUAGUCUGGAGAAAGCCAUGACCAUUUCUGGAGUCACAGUUUGUCUUCUUGUUUCUCUUUUCAUGAUGUUACAACAAGCACUGAUGCUAAUCGCCCCAUCUGCUAAUUUACUGGGGAUUGCUACAUUGUGACAGUCUAAGUCUAGGAUUCUUUGUUUAUCUAUCCCAUGUUGUUGGUUCUGCUCACUGUUACCUGCACUAGAAAUUCAAUGUCGAUGAUGGUAAAACUGUUGGUGUCUUGCAGUGGUUCCAACCUACACAGUGCCACUGCUGCAGGAUUCUAUACAUAUAUUUCCCCUCUGUUAGCUUUUAAAAUUUAUCUGAAUUAUUAAAAAUGUAUUUUUAUUGGA